Molecule: messenger RNA, 3984 nt
Organism: Closterium sp. Naga37s-1
Lineage: Eukaryota; Viridiplantae; Streptophyta; Zygnematophyceae; Desmidiales; Closteriaceae
Source: the annotation of a GenBank genome assembly
AUGCCUGUACCUGCCAGCGCUACAGUGGGGACGGCUGUAGCUGAUAAAGCUGGAGCAGAAGAGAAGGCUGUAGCAGGUCAGGCAGUAGCAGCCAAAGCUGCAGCUGACAAGGCUGUGACAGAUGAGGCUGUAGCAGAAGAGAAGGCUGCAGCAGAGAAGGUUGUAGCAGAGCAGGCUGUAGCAGGUCAGGCUGUACCAGAGCAGGCUAUACCAGGUCAGGCUGCAGCAAAUCAGGCUGUAGCAGGUCAGGCUGUAGCAGCCAAAGCUGCAGCUGACAAGGCUGUAGCAGAAGAAAAGGCUGCAGCAGAGAAGGUUGUAGCAAAGCAGGCUGUAGCAGGUCAGGCUGUAGCAGCCAAAGCUGCAGCUGACAAGGCUAUGGCAGAUGAGGCUGCAGCAGAAGAAAAGGCUGCAGCAGAACGGAAGCAGCAGCAGCAGCAAGGCAUGGGGAAGGAGGAGGAGGCAGCUAAGCAUAAAGAACAGCAGCAGGGCAGGGAGAAGGGCAGGGGGCGGCAGACGUCAUACCUCCCUUUGGAGCUAGUGGUGCCGGUGCUGCCACUGCGGCACGUGCUCUUUGCCUCGCUGCUCCCCUCGCUGCUCUCCCGCCUUGACUGCCUGCUCACUGCCCGGGACAUCCGACGGUUCCUUGUGCGGCAGUAUGGGUGUGGUGUGGAGGAUCCGCAUUUUCCUGCUAUUGAUCUCCUGCGUGCCCUGACAUGCCCCGGCACAAACAAGAGCGGAGUGGGCACGUACAAGAGCAGCGAGCUCCUGCGCGCCCUCACCUGCCCCGGCACAAACGAGAGCAGCGUGGGAACAUACGAGUCAGAUGAGGUGCUUGGUGACAGCUGCGUGCAGCUCACCUGCUCCUGCCGCCUCCCUAAAGCCCUUCUCGACUCUGCCUUUGCCUCGCUGGCAGCGGCGCGGGCAACAGCCGCCGCCAAGUCAGCGUGCCAGCUGGACAAGAAGGUGCUCGCUGACGUGGCAGAGGCCCUGGUGGGUGCCAGCUGGCGCUGCGGUGGCGCUGACUUGGCGCUGCCGAUGCUGAGGUGGCUGGGCCUUCCUACGGAGGGUGUGGGGGAGUUGCUGAGGGGAGAGAUGGGGUGCGGAGGGGGAGGGGCGACGAGGUUGGUGGAGGGAAGCGUAGAGGGGGUGCAGAAAUUAGGAGAGGUACUGAGAGCUGCUGCAGAUUCAGAUGUGGCACUAGGAGCGAAAGUAGCAGCAGCAGCAGCAGCAGCAGCAGCAGUGGCAGCAACAGAGGCAGCACGAGGGAAACCGGAGCAAAGGGUGAGUGGCAGCAAGCACGCAUUGGAGCCAGCUAGAGGGCCGUCCCUGCUGCCGCUUCAGCCGCCAGAGAAGCGACUCAAGUUGCUAGAAGGGGAGUGCGUGCAGCAGCAGCAGCAGCAGCAGCAGCAGCAGCAGCAUCAGCCGUCUCAAAAAACUGGUUGGCUGUGGGAGCUUCAGAAUGCGAUGGGGUAUCAAUUCCAAAAUGAGGGGAUACUGAGGGAGGCAAUACGGGAGGAGGAGUUGACGUGGGAGAGGCGGUUUGUGUUCCUGGGGGAAGCUGUGCUGGACUUUCUUGUCAUGCACCACUUGGUGCGAGCAACAUCUGGAGCACCACAUGGUUCUCCUGCCACGUCAUCGCAUGCCACGUCAUCGCAUACCACGUCAGCGCAUGCCACGUCAGCGCACGCCGCCACGUCAUCGCUCGCCGCCCGGCUGUCCCCGCACCAGCUGACAGACCUGCGCAAGGCGGAGAUUUUCUCGGAGAGGUUCUGCCAGCUGGCGGCGCCCAGUGGGCUGCUGCGAUUGCCCACACACAUUCCUCUUGCUUCAACAUUCUACAACACUGUUCACAAUUCCCCUCCCCUCUCCCCUCCUCUCCCCCCUCCUCUCUCCCCUCCUCACUCCCCUCCUCUCUCCCCUCCUCUCUCUUCUCCUCUCUCCGCUCCUCUUCUUUCUCCUCUCUCCUCCUCUCUCCCGUCCUCUCUCCCCUCCUCUCUCCGCGCCUUUCUCUCCUCCUUUCUCCCCUCCUCUCCCCCCUCCUCCCUCCCCUCCGUUCCCCGUCAGGACGACGUCUCUGAUCUAAUCAAGGCCCUCACAGCAGCAGUUUUCCUCGAUUCCACUCCUCCAAACACCGCUCCCACCGCACUCAACCCCCGCUCACCUCCCCCUCUCCAUCCCUCAUGCCCUCUCGCCCGGACGUGGCAAUUCGUUUCCUCCUGGCUAUCCCCUAUCCCUCUGUUGCAUCCCCUCUCCCUCCAUCCUCCCUCCGCCCUGCUCCUCUUUUGCUGUGCCCUCUCCCUCCCCGCCCCUAUUUACCUGCCCAAGGCUCAGGGGAGUGGGGGAGGGGGGGGGCAGUCAGGGGUGCAGUGGAGGGAGGAGUGGGGGAAGGAGUUGGGAAGAGAGUGGGGGAAAGGGGUGAAAACGGCGGGCGAAGGAAAAGGGGCGUGGAAGGAUGAGGGGGGUGGGGAAAGAAACGGGGGCAUGGUGUGUGGAAGGGAUGUGGAAGGUGAAGGAGGGGAGGAUGGGGAGGGCAGAGUGGAAAAUUGGCUGCGUGAAAUGGGCGUGGGGGAAAGAGGAGGAGGGGAGGGGGAGGAGGGGGUGGUGGUGGAAGUGGAGGUGAGAGGAGUGGUGAUGGGGGAGGGGUGGGGGGUGGAUGAUGUUGCAGCAACGGUGGAGGCAGCUGCUGGCGUGCUGAGAAGAGCUAUUGUGAGUGUGAUGCACAGAUCAACGGUGGAGGCAGCUUCUAGAAUGCUAAGGAGGACCAAGACUGUGCAGGGCUUUCGGCAGCUGUACCAGGAGGGGGAGGGAAUGCUCGUGCUUCCCGUGUCUCCUUGCUUACCUUCUUCCCACUCCCUCCUCCUUGCUGCCUCCCAGACUGUGCAGGGCUUUCGGCAGCUGUACCAGGAGAGGGAGGGAAUGCGCUUGCUGGGGGGAAUGAGGGCCGCAUGGGAGGCCCAGGAAGAGAAAUCCGGGGCGGGGGAAGCGGAGGGAGGAAAGGAGGGGGAAGUGGGGAAGGAGGCAGGAGGAGGAGAAGGUGUAGCAGGGAUGGAGGAAGUUCGGCCUGAAGGUAGCUUGAAAAGUGGAGAGAAUAAUGAUUGUAAUGGUGGGCAUAAAAGGGCAGGAGGGAAGAAGAGGAAGCGUGGGAAGUCUGGAAAGGGGGUGGCAGCAUCAGCUGCUGGAGCAGGAGCAGUGGAAGGGGAGUCUGCGAUAGGUUUGGCCGCCCCGGACGCGCUGGAUGGGUUCCGAGGCAAUCCGCCCAAGGUGGGACAAAUGUUGGGUGCGCCUCUGCUGCGCGCUGCUCUCGCUGCUGCUGCUGCUGCUUCUGCUGCUGCUGCUGCUGCUGCUGCUGCUGCUGCUGCUGCUGCUGCUGCUGCUGCUGCUGCUGCUGCUGCUGCUGCUGCUGCUGCUGCUGCUGCUGCUGCUGCUGCUGCGGCUGCUGCUGCUGCUGCUGCUGCUGCUGCUGCUGCUGCUGCUGCUGCUGCGGCUGCUGCUGCUGCUGCGGCUGCUCCUCCUGCUGCUGCUGCGGCUGCUCCUUCUGCUGCUGCUGCUGCUCUAGCUGCUGCUCCUGCUCCUGCUCCUGCUGCUCCUGCUGCUGCUCCUGCUGCUGCUGUUGCUGCUCCUGUUGAUCCUGCUGCUGCUGCUGCUCCUACUGCUGCUGCUGCUGCUGCUCCUGCUCCUGCUCCUGCUGCAGCUCCUGCUCCUGCUCCUGCUCCUGCUCCUGCUCCUGCUCCUGCUCCUGCUCCUGCUCCUGCUCCUGCUGCUGCUGCUGCUGCUGCUGUUGCUUCUUCUGUUGCUGCUGGGGAUGUGCCAAUGGAUGGUGCAUCCACUGAUGGCGGUGUAUUCAACGGUGGUGAUUCAAGCGUUGGUGGCUCUACCAGUGCUGCUUGUGGUGGUAAUGGUGGGUGUGCGAGACCUGCUGGUGGUUACAUCUCUCAACCUGGUGGUUGGAACACUUGCGCUCUCAGGUGUGUAUAUCUUAAGUAA